Messenger RNA from Vigna angularis (adzuki bean), 2340 nucleotides. Its product is annotated as magnesium transporter MRS2-I. Gene Ontology annotation, molecular function: magnesium ion transmembrane transporter activity. Lineage: Eukaryota; Viridiplantae; Streptophyta; Magnoliopsida; Fabales; Fabaceae. Gene Ontology annotation, biological process: magnesium ion transport; transmembrane transport. The coding region runs from base 113 to 1279 and encodes 388 amino acids. The record is from RefSeq and is a predicted model, not a curated record. Gene Ontology annotation, cellular component: membrane. The transcript has 11 exons.
CCUCUUCUGGCACUGAGAAAGAACCCCACACACUACCUGUCACCAAAUCAACUCAUGCAACAUAUCAUUCAUUGCUCCCUAACUCUCUCAUCCUCUUCCUCACUUCCACCAAAUGGCUCUUUCUGCCUCUCUGCUUCAACUUCAACCCUCUUCACAAAAGAAGAAAACUGCUGUUUCCAGAAGUUGGGUUCUGCUCGACCACCAUGGCAAACCCACUGUGCUCGAUGCAGACAAGCAUGCCAUCAUGCGCCUCGUUAAAAUUCACGCCAGGGAUCUUCGGAUUCUCGAUCCUCUCUUAUCCUAUCCCUCCACCAUUUUCGGAAGAGACAAAGUCAUUGUUCUCAAUCUAGAGCACAUUAAAGCUAUCAUCACUGCAGAUGAGGUGUUUCUGAGAGACCCAACGGAUGAUGACGUUGUGCCAAUUGUUGAAGAGCUUCGACGACGGUUACCCAAAGUAAGUGCUUCUAGGGAAGGCCGAGGAGAAGAAGAGACCUGUGCUCAAGAUGGUGAAGGAGGAGACGAAAAUGAAUUUCCAUUUGAGAUACGGGCUUUGGAAGUUUUAUUUGAGGCAAUUUGUAGUUUCCUUGACGCACGAACGAGAGAGUUAGAGACUGCUGCUUAUCCAGCUUUGGACGAACUUACCUCUAAGAUUAGCAGUCGUAAUUUGGAUAGAGUGAGAAAAUUGAAAUGUGCAAUGACGAGGCUGACCAGUCGUGUUCAAAAGAUUAGAGAUGAACUAGAAAACCUACUUGAUGAUGACGACGACAUGGCUGAUCUUUACUUAUCAAGAAAGUCGACGGUUUCAUCAUCUCCAACAAGUAGCUCUGAUGCUCCCAAGUGGCUUUAUGGUUCUCCAAAUACAGGUUCAAGAAUACACAAAUCAAGCAGAGCAAGUGGAACAACAGUUCAAAGGGAGGAUGAUGUUGAGGAGCUUGAAAUGUUACUUGAGGCCAAUUUCAUGCAAAUUGACGGCACAUUAAAUAAAUUGGCCACUUUGCGAGAAUACAUCGAUGACACAGAAGAUUACAUCAACAUACAGCUUGACAAUCACCGAAACCAGCUGAUUCAGCUGGAGCUCUUCAUCAGUGCCGGCACUGUGUGUAUGUCCUUAUAUUCAUUGGUGGCUGCAAUAUUUGGUAUGAACAUUCCAUACACAUGGAAAUCACCAGGCCACGAACAUGUGUUUAAAUGGGUGGUGAUCUUUGCGGGAAUGGUUUGUGCAUCCUUGUUUUUAUCCAUAGUAUCUUAUGCCCGACGCAAAGGCCUUGUCGGGUCUUGAAAAAAUGUAAAGCCUAAAGAUGUCGCUAGGGAGACAUCAGGUUCAGUCAAAAGUGGUCAAUUUUCACACAUUGCCUCAAAACAAUACUAUAUUUUUUUGAAUAUUAUGUUUAUAUCUCUUUCUUCGUAUUAUAUAUCUGUUUCUAAAGUGAACACAUUAAUUUUUUCACUAACCACUGAGAUUAUUUAUCUUAUUUUUUAAAAGCGAAAUCCCUUCAUUUUAUCAGUCAAAGUCCCUUACAUGUACAAGUGAAAUAAAAAAAGAAGACAUUAAUUGUCUUUCUAAUGUAUGGUAUUUGGUCAAAUCAGUUCUGCUCCAGUUCCAUCUUCUUACGGCACCAUCGAUUAUGCGCAUGCAGGUAUCAAUUACUGCAAUCAUACAAUUAUUAUGAAUUUAUCAUCGUUUCACGACAAUUUCUGAUCUCGGGGCGUUCUCCUCCACCACUUUGGUUUGGGCCCAAUGAUUAUACAUUGGUUUAUUUUGUCCAUAAUAAAUGGUGGUAUGAAAAAGUGGGAGAAAAUAAUCAAGACAAGAGUAAUUAUUGGUAGCAUUUCUCCCAGGUAAUCAUGUUAUAUUAGCAAACAAUGAAGCAUGGUCAGGGUGUGGACGUGAUGUCUGAACUUUAGAAAAUUAAGGUUAGCACAAAAAAAAGUUGUAGUUGUCGGUGGUAACUGUUAUUAAUAUAUACAAAUCCGUGUUUCAAAUUCCCAACACUUUCUUUUUAACCUCUGACGUGGAUUGACCUCGAGAUGCAUGGUUUUUUAUUUUUAUUUUUUGUUCACAUUGCACAGGUUUCAAUUACUGAAUUGCGCAUGGGCCAGGGGUAAGUGGUGAGGACCCUUUUGCAAAUAAGAUAAAAACGAAGAUCACAUGUUCUAUUUUUGGACAAAGCCAAUUGAAGGAGCUUUUUAACUUUGGGGUUUGGUUUGGUGUGUGGGAACCUAAUUUUAUUAGUUUAUUUUAUUUUGUUUUAUUUUAUUUUCUGGAUGAGGAUAAAGGUACCCUAACCAACAAACCUUCAAUGCGAAGCAAAUGACAUUCGGGCACGUAUUUAACAUUUC